AUGUCAGCACCCGGUCAGAACGGCAAAGAGGACUACCUCGACAAGGGUCUUGAUGCCGUGGAGAAGCAGAUCGGCAAGAAGACCGGCCACAACAUCGACCCGGCCAAGGCUCGUUCUACCAAUGAAAAGAUUACGGACAAGGCCCGCGGCWUGUUCGAGAAAGCUACUGGCAAGCAUGUGCCGGAUAAGGGUAUGCUCACAGUAUCUCACAUCACCAUCAACAUUCCAUCGCUGACAUGUGGCUUGCAGUCUCCAACUAAGAUACCCCGAAUGAGAGUCAUCCCUUCUUAA
Messenger RNA from Ramularia collo-cygni, 291 nucleotides. RefSeq lists its product as uncharacterized. The record is from RefSeq and is a predicted model, not a curated record. The transcript has 2 exons. Bases 1 to 291 code for a protein of 96 amino acids. NCBI's taxonomy places the organism in Eukaryota, Fungi, Ascomycota, Dothideomycetes, Mycosphaerellales, Mycosphaerellaceae.